UCGGCGAACACCACUCGGACACAGAGCCUUGUCGUGUCCUCCCACUCGAAGAGUCCGGCACCACGCGAACUCCUCCGCGCGGCUGGCGCUCGCAGCAAUGGGGGAGGCUGCGGACCCGGCGCCGGCGGUGGAGGCGGCCGCCAAGGGCCGCGUGGCGCCGCCGAUGCCGUGGCGGACGCGGCUCGCGGUGCUGGCCGCGGGGUACGUCACGGACGCCACCCGCCGCGCGGACGGCACCGUCAACCGCCGCCUGCUCGGCGUGCUCGACAAGGGCGUCGCGGCGUCGGCGACCCCGCGGAACGGCGUCGCGUCCCGGGACGUCGUCAUCGACCCGGCCGUGCCCCUCCGCGCGCGCCUCUUCCACCCCGCCGCCGGCGGAGCGGAGGACCGCCGGCCGCUCCCCGUGAUCGUGUUCUUCCACGGCGGCGGGUUCGCGUACCUCUCCGCGGCGUCCCCGGCCUACGACGCCGCCUGCCGCCGCAUCGCCCGGCACGCAGGCGCCGCGGUGCUGUCCGUCGACUACCGCCGCGCGCCCGAGCACCGCUUCCCCGCCGCUUACGACGACGGCCUCGCCGCGCUCCGCUUCCUCGACGACCCCGCUAACACCGCCCGCGACCCGCCGCUCGACCCCUCGCGCUGCUUCCUCACCGGGGACAGCGCGGGCGGCAACAUCGCGCACCACGUCGCGCGCCGCUACGCGCUGGACCCGUCGGCCUUCGCCGCCGUCCGCCUCGCAGGGCUCGUCGCCAUCCAGCCCUUCUUCGGCGGUGAGGAGCGCACCCCCGCCGAGCUCCGCCUCGACGGCGCGCCCAUCGUCAGCGUCCCGCGCACAGACUGGAUGUGGCGCGCGUUCCUGCCCCCCGGCGCCGACCGCACCCACGAGGCGUGCUCGCCCGACGCCGCGGUGGCCGGCAUCGAGUCCGCCCCCGCGUUCCCGCCGGCCACGGUGGUCGUCGGCGGGUACGACCCGCUGCAGGACUGGCAGCGCCGGUACUGCGAUGCGCUGCGCGCCAAGGGGAAGGAGGUGCGGCUGCUCGAGUACCCCGGCGCCAUCCACGCCUUCUACGUGUUCCCGGAGUUCGCGGACGCCAAGGACCUCAUGCUAAGGAUCAAGGACAUCGUCGCCGGCAGCGAGUGAUGAUGGCGGGCGGCGCGGCGCGGCGCGGCACGGCACGUGUGGCGUGGCCGCGCGCAGCUUUCGCCGCCGAGCUUCUGGUUGGGGUAGCCGAGGAUUAGGUUGGUGGAUGUGUGAUUGUGUCGGGUGAGUGACUGGGGUCAGUGACGUGGACUGGGACGGUGGGAUGUUGUGUGACGUGGACCUCAUCACACAAAACGUGUGGGAUACGCGUCAUCACAAGUUUACUAGUGUGUGGGAUCAUGGCGAUAAUGAGUGAUGCAAAUUAAUGUUAAUUUUCGUGUUUCAUUAUGAUGAGUGUUUUUCCUUGAUGAAA
Messenger RNA from Panicum hallii, 1451 nucleotides. RefSeq names its product probable carboxylesterase 18. The coding region runs from base 98 to 1138 and encodes 346 amino acids. Lineage: Eukaryota; Viridiplantae; Streptophyta; Magnoliopsida; Poales; Poaceae. The transcript has a single exon. The record is from RefSeq and is a predicted model, not a curated record. Gene Ontology annotation, molecular function: hydrolase activity.